UGAUGAAUUGAUGAAACAGGUACAACGAAAUAGAAUGAUCAGGAGGAUCUCAGUCGAAAGUUCGAUCAGGUCAAGUUUCUAAAGGAUCAGCCAGAUAUUUGCACAUUCUACAAAGCCACAGACCCAGGCUUACGAGAUGCAAGUAGGCAGUGUAGAGAACAACGGCAGCUUGUUCGGGCCGACCGAACCCCUCUCGUUCACUCGACCGACCGGGACCGCCUUGCGUAAGAACAAGACGAUCCAGAGCUGUACGGCAUGCAGGAAGAGAAAGAACAAGUGUGAUCGAGUGUUCCCCUGUGGAGCUUGUAAGGUAAGGAACGAGGCACAUCUCUGCGUCGAACAUGUCAAAGAACCUCUUAACAGACCCACAGGUUACACCCACGUAUCCGACACGUCUAUCCUGUCAAAUCGUAUCGUCCAGCUUGAACUCGUCAUCUCCAGGCUUCUCAAGCGGGUAGAUGACCCAGUCGUAUACACGGACUUGUUACACCAUUUUGAAGGGCCAUUACCGAUAUUCCGUCCCAAUGAUAGUGUUGGAGGACAAGGUUCAGGGUCGGGAGACACCAAGAACAACGAACAGAAUAACAGAUCGAGAUCGGACGAUAACAAAGCUGGAACGCACGUCAGGUUCGAUCGUUCGCGGCACGAUUCUAGGUCGGACACGGAGCAGGAGCAGGAUGAAGGGCCUGGCUUCGUAUCAGAGGCUGGGGUCAAUUACGGCUACGGUCAGGGGAUGGAGCGGAAUUUGGAAGCGAUGUUGCAAGAUCAGGGGGUGCCCGGUCCAGGGGAAAUCUUGAUUAUGGCACGCCGCACAGUACCGAGUCAAGCGAAUACCACAGGGCAUGAUAAUCAUCAAGAUCACAAUAGGCAAGGAACUUCGCUUAUGCAGCCGCUUCCAUUGAAGGAUAGUCAAGCUGAUGGUAUCGUUGAUUGGUCCUCGACGCUGGAUAUCGAUUACAACAUGGACCCGAAUCUAUCUUAUCAGCCAGGAAAGUCCGUCUUCCCUAGCCCGCUAGAUACGUACGGACCUCUGGACCCGUCCUUGACGCUCCCACUCCGGGGUGGUCUUGAUCAGACAGAAGAAAAUGGACGUCUGAUUCGGACCGAGAACCCCGGGAGUACGAUUGAGCCAGUACCUCGACCAUUUUCCGCCGUACAGCGUCCUGCCUCACCGCAGCCUGACACGCAUUACGCCCUGCAGUCUCAAAGUCGGGAUGUCAUAAGCAGAGCUCCAAGUGAGAACAUGCACAUGGCAGCGCUGGCUCUGGAAGACAUAGCCUUUGGUCGGACAGUGAACACUCAUCGCGAAAUCGGGUCGACUGGUGGUCACCUCAAUCAUGAUCACCAGGACGAUCGGAUGGACGAGCAGGACCAGAUCCUCGCCGACGGUUCUGCGCGAGAACGCGAUACGCCUCGCAGUCAAACACGUUCAGCACACCAAGAGCGAGAUUUUGGAUCACCGCAACGACAAAAGCAGACACGACCGGCCCAUAAGCCGCCGCGUGUUGGUCCUCUGAAAUCCCUCGAUACGAUCGAUCUCCUACCUCGACCAGUAAUUGCGGAUUACAUCAUUCAAACAUAUCUGGAUGACGGAGAAUAUGCCACCAAGUGCCUGCAUCGACCGACGUUCGAGGCUGAUUACAAAGCGGUCCGUCCGAAACUUUCUCGGCGAGAGCAAUUCUCGCACUCGGACCUUGCCUUUAUCGCUCUUUACGCCGCAUGUCUUUGCACUGGCGUGCAAUUCCUGUCGGAUGACGCAUACCGAGAUUUAGGAUGGGAUAGGUCCGAUGGAGUGGAUCUCGCUCAACGGUCCUGGCAAGUGGUCCGUAGCGCGUUAGAAGCGUCAGACUGGAUGCGGAUACACAGCAUUCAUGCCGUGCAGGCAAUCAUCGUGUCUGGCCAAUUUCUAGCAUCCACCGGACGUCAAGAGGAGCAUUGGACCAUGCUGGGAGUGGCCAACAAGAUAGCCUUCUCAUUGGGACUGAACAAGCUCGGCUCAGAACAACCAUGCCUUUCGCCGACGGGAACGCCUUUGGGUCUCAUGCAAUCUGCUGUGGAGCGCUACCCGCAUCUCGUGGAUCGAGAGAUCGGAAGGCGGGUGUGGCUUCAUCUCCUUGACGCGGAUUGGCUAUUCGCCAUGGAGCAUGGCUACAAUUAUAACAUCAGCGAUGAGAUCAAUCAGUCAGCGUUGCCAGCGAAUGUGAACGAUAGCGAUCUACGUAACGAUCGGCCAUUGGUCCCAGCUCCGAGAGAAACACAUACAGAGAUCUCUUACGUCCUGCUUAAAUUCGAGAUGAUACAGCCACUACAAGACUUGAUUCAUCAAGUGAACCGAUGUGGCCGGUUGCGAUACGACUUCAUCAGGCAGGCGAACGAAAGGCUUCUUCAGAUCAUAGAAGCGAGACCAAAAUGGUGCAAGGAAGACGUGCCUUGCUCGGACGCAGAAGAGUUGGUUGCUAUUCGACGAUCUGCAUCCAGUAUAGAAAACGCUACACAUCUCCGCAAGCUUCGGAUACAUCGACCAUACUUUACGGAAUCUUGCCGCGAACCUCGAUAUCUACUCACCAAACAUGCGUGUAUCACGAGCGCGACCGCUCUGAUCAACAAUGCUAGCAGUCACUCAGCGGGCACACGAUACUGGGCCGAAAUUUAUGGAGUAUUGACAGCUACCAUUCUCUUUGUGACAUACAUGACCCGCGCGCCCUGGCAAGAACUGCCGGAAGUCAAAGAGGGCAUUGAGAAAGGUUUGAAGCGGAUAAUGGAUGCGUCUGAUCAUCUGGAUGUCGGACUCGGGGCUGCAGCAUUAGCUCUUCGCGCAUAUUUCGACGAGCUCUGUCAUAGAAGAUGUUCUUCGGAUCAGACACGCAAGCGAGGGUCUGAUGAGGGGCCUUUAGAAGGCGAACCCAUGGCUAGCCGGCGAAGACUGGGACAGGAGCCGACAACCUUGAACAACGAAUUGGAGGAAACAAACUACGACAUGGGGCUUCAGUUUCCACUGGACUUCGAGCAGCUCUUUCAGGCAAUGUUCGAUGAUGGUACAGAAUUUUGUAGCCAGACCGAGCUCAUGGAGAUGCUGAACUCGGCGGUGUAAGACGCGAUUUUUAGGUGAAUCGCCUGGAUUGUACAGAAAAUUUAGCUACAACAUGCGAGCAACCCAUUACGACAGAUAACUCGAGCAAGGAGAAUGAGCUCGAACAGUCUCUGGAUGCUUCAUACAACGUUCUUCUUGGGAUACAACUCCGGCAUUUGACCGGUCUCAAUUCU
This is a messenger RNA of Filobasidium floriforme, 3264 nucleotides long. RefSeq lists its product as uncharacterized. The record is from RefSeq and is a predicted model, not a curated record. Gene Ontology annotation, molecular function: DNA-binding transcription factor activity, RNA polymerase II-specific; zinc ion binding; DNA binding. Gene Ontology annotation, biological process: regulation of DNA-templated transcription; DNA-templated transcription. The transcript has 16 exons. Bases 137 to 3091 code for a protein of 984 amino acids. Lineage: Eukaryota; Fungi; Basidiomycota; Tremellomycetes; Filobasidiales; Filobasidiaceae.